This is a messenger RNA of Vollenhovia emeryi, 1246 nucleotides long. Its product is annotated as cysteine dioxygenase type 1. Lineage: Eukaryota; Metazoa; Arthropoda; Insecta; Hymenoptera; Formicidae. The record is from RefSeq and is a predicted model, not a curated record. Bases 313 to 1008 code for a protein of 231 amino acids. Gene Ontology annotation, biological process: L-cysteine catabolic process. Gene Ontology annotation, molecular function: cysteine dioxygenase activity; ferrous iron binding. The transcript has 5 exons.
GACCGGUACCAGCUGUAGGCGAGCAAAGACAGCGAGGUAGCACGGAUUAGUACGUUCGCGCAGUUAGUACUCGGCGUAUAGGCGGCCGAAGACGUCGACAUAAAAUCACUCGUCUUCCCGAUCGCCCUCGAAGCCGCGUCGCAUUCUACGAGUCAGAUACCGCGACGGGAGUCAAAGGCGCCCGGUUUCAACGCACACGUGCUCUCCGGUGCGACCGCACGUCCCUUCCCGGUGCACGCGGGAAAGCCAGAGAGAAACUUUUGCCGAUUGAAUAGAAUCGCCCAAGUGUCGAGAUACCGCGGUGGCUGGAAAAUGGAGAUUUGCAACCGAGAGGACCGACUGUGCGACGUGCCACGCGGAAAAGCGUCGCGCCUCGCUGAGAACGGCGAGAAACUCCAGCGGGAGAAAGUUUCCACCCUGCAGGAACUUAUAGAUGCGCUGCACGAAGCCUUCAAGACGGAUCACGUAAAUAUCGAUCACGUUCAGGACCUGAUGAUGAGCUACAAGAGCAAUCCCGCGGAGUGGAAGAAAUUUGCCAAGUUCGACAGAUACAGAUAUACGAGGAACCUAGUUGACGAGGGAAACGGCAGGUUCAAUCUCAUGGUGUUGUGCUGGGGGGAAGGUCACGGGUCAGCCAUACACGAUCAUGCCAAUGCGCACUGCGUGAUGAAGAUACUUCAGGGGAAACUGUGCGAGACGAGGUACGCGUGGCCCGCGGGAUCCAAGACGGAAGACGGUACGGAGGAGCUCAAGGAACUCGAGAGUAGCGCGCUUGAUACGAAUGAGAUCUGCUAUAUUAAUGAUUCGCUUGGUUUGCAUCGCGUCGAGAAUCCAAGUGUGGUUACCCCCGCGGUCUCCCUGCACCUGUACUCACCGCCGUUCUCGUCGUGCUCCGUCUUCAACAAGCAGACCGGGCAGAAGUCUACGUCUACGGUCACAUUCUGGUCCAAGUACGGGGAAAGAAGGAACCGGGAAAUUCAAGACGCCAGAUCUCCCGAGGACAAUUAGCCAGGGCGGAAACACCGUCAGCGAUACGCCAAGUAAGCGUCGGCGAUACUCUAAUCGGAUGCGGAAAACGACCUGCAGCAUCUCGGAUUGGACCCGCUUGCUCAACUUGCAUAAAUUAAGAUAGAUAUAGUCCGUAACAAUCGUGCUAUUACUACUGUCCAAUUUUUAUCGUGAAAUCGUUUCUUUUUAAGUACUUAAUUAAAUCUACUUGUAAGGCUCUGUACUCUGGAAAAAAAAA